AUGAAGAUGCUGUGUUCCUCGCACCUCCUCCUGCUCCUCCUCUCCCUCACCGUCUGCAUCAGCUGCUCCUCCGCCGCGCAGAGAGACGCCAAACUCCGCCUGCUGCUGCACCGGACCCCGCUGCUGCAGGGCUCCAAACAGGACAUGUCUCGAGCCUCGCUGGCGGAGCUGCUCCUGUCGGACCUCCUGCAGGUGGAGAACGAGGCUCUGGAGGAGGAGAGCUUCCCUCUGGCCGAAGGGGAACCCGAAGACGUCCGUAUGGAUCUGGAACGGGCCGCGGCUGGCGGGCCGCUGCUCGCCCCCCGAGAGAGGAAAGCCGGCUGCAAGAACUUCUUCUGGAAGACGUUCACUUCCUGCUGA
Perca flavescens (yellow perch) is the source of this 360-nucleotide messenger RNA. It is a transcript of the gene sst1.1, whose product is annotated as somatostatin 1, tandem duplicate 1. Gene Ontology annotation, molecular function: hormone activity. The transcript has 2 exons. The record is from RefSeq and is a predicted model, not a curated record. Gene Ontology annotation, biological process: regulation of cell migration. The coding region runs from base 1 to 360 and encodes 119 amino acids. Lineage: Eukaryota; Metazoa; Chordata; Actinopteri; Perciformes; Percidae. Gene Ontology annotation, cellular component: extracellular region.